AUGAAGGCGCUCUUCGCGCUGUGGCUGGGCCUUGCCGCCGCUUCGCUGUACAGCAACAGUACGCUCGCACCUUCUUCCGCCAAUUCUACCCUCACCAGCGCUUCUACAAUCAGCAGCGACUCUAUCAGCAGCAGCGACUCGACCAUCAGCAGCGAUUCGACCAUCGUCAGUGAUUCUACCCUUAGCAGCGACUCUGCCAUCAGCAGCGAUUCUACUGUGACCACCGACACUACUGCCACCAGCGAUUUUACUGGCACCAGCGAUUCGACUAUCACCAGCGCUCCUGUCCCUUCACCCAGCACUGGCCCCACAUCAACCUCACUAUCCACAAGCUACACCACCAACAGCUCUGGCAUCUAUCCCAUCGUUGUCCCGGUCCCUGUCUGCGUCGCACCACCAUGUGCGCCGGGUGGAGGUCUUCCACUAGGUGAGCCUACACCGGGUGGGCCAAACGAGCCCGAGGAGACUUCUGCCCAAUCCUCCAGCGAGGAGUCAACCACUUCUACAUCCAGCACAAGCACAAGUUCGGAGACUUCGACUUCUUCUACCUCCAGCUCUGAGUCUAGCAGCUCGAGUUCUUCCUCCUCGACGAGCUCUUCCUCGUCGACUUCUUCAUCCUCAACAAGCUCGUCGAGUAGCUCCUCUUCUUCAAGCAGCUCAUCGUCAUCGUCAAGCUCGACUUUCGAUCAUAAGCCGAUAGCCCUGCCGUGCGAGCCGGACACAUGUGGUCAGCAUUGCACGCUUGGAAGAAAGAACAAAGUGAAGAGAGAUCGGUCUCAUGCAUCCAACGUCACUCCAAUACCAGAUGUCUACCUCCGACCGCUUACUAUUCCUGAUGAACCGAGAGACUUGGAAGCCUUUCAUGAAUUCAUCAUGAAGGAGUUCGAGGACGCCGAUGUCGAAGUAAAGCACAGCGAAAUCAACAAAGUUGCGUGGGGCACGUCGGCAGGUUUCUCAUACUUUCGAAAAGAGAAGAGCACGAUUGCUCUGGGAGGCCUCUAUGGCUGCACAAGUCUUGUUGUCGUGUCUCACAAAGGCGCUUGGGUGUCCCACAUUUGGGAGAGGGCCUUGUUGAACUUUCGCGGCGAAGAGCUCACAGGUUACUGGGACCCUGUUAAUCACAGAUAUAUCAAUCACUAUGAGAGAGAAGGCACGGAGGGUAGGGCAUGGGGCGAAUUCAAGCAGAAACUGUUUACUGAGCCCCUUCCGUUCGAUUUGGUCAGUCUACGUAGCCACAAGGACACCAUAUUCGACAAUCAGAGGGAUGAUAACCUUCAGGCUUUCCUGAUCACCGCAAAGAACAGCUACUGGGGUGAUCAGCUCGGUGGUGGCGAGUGCGAGCCGAUCAUCCACGACCUGCUUGUGGCCACAAAGAAUUUCUUGGGACUCAACCAAGACGUACGACUCAUCAAGUAUAACACGGUUUUCGACCGUGACAGUUUUCCACUGGACGACAGAUGGGAGGAGGACGAGGACGGGAACCUCAGGAGAGAUGAUCAGGGCAGGACCAUCAUGACACCGGAAUUCCAGAGGGCGUUCGAUUACGAUCUGACGAGAGCGUAUGGCAAGGUCAUUUUGCAGUACGUUCCAGACAAGGUGAAAUGCGAGAAUGGCGUCCAGAUGGCUGGUAUGCGCCUCUACGUUGACACAAACAACUGGGAUCAAGAGAAUCCUUGGGUGUGGGAGGAUACUUGGGAAGCCCGCCCGGAUCAACUACCGGGUUCAGAUGGUCCAGAUGAUGCAGUGCUCGCGGCUCGCCAGGACUCAUCAGGCGCUGCAUGCCCAGCGGGAGUGACACCCACAGGCUGUGAGUGCAACGGUGGUGAUGCGACCUCCGCGUCUGUCUCGAGCGUCACAUCGACAACUUCGACCACUGAUUCUUCAGCAACACCCUCUGCCUCGACGACCAGCUCUACUCCGGCAUCAUCCUCGGUAACAUCGAGCUGGGGCUCCACCAAGUUUUCGUACGCACCAACCACGAGCGAGACACCGACCACCACUGGACCUCUGAUGACCUCUUGCACCGUUUCUUUAGAGCCCUGGAAGACAAUCGGCACCAUGACUUAUCCGGCUACAACCUUCUGCUAUUGCGACGACAAGGGGACUGCGGAAUAUCGCACGUGGUGUUGGCAUUACGACAGAAAAUGGCAUUUGUGCCUUGAAGUAGGUGAAGAAUGCAGGAAAACCGCAUCAGGCAGAACGCAGACACUCAGCGUCGGACGCCACAGUGUGACCGAGUGCUCAAUCGAUGGACUUCACAAGCCGACCACCUCUGCAUUGACGACCAUCUAUCCGAGCCCAGAGUGCACUUGCACAUAUGUCUUUUCGCGAUCUGAUUCGUCAAGCCGCCUCGAUACAACAACUACUAAAGUCCUGGGCACCUCGAACGCAGGACCUGAUGGAUCAACCACUUACAGCUGUAUUCUUCCCUCCACUACCGUGGCUGCACUGACGACCAAGGUGGUGGCCGAGCCGACUACCUCACCUGAACAGCCCCUCUGCCGUCUUCACAUUAAGGAGUUCGUCAGCUGGCUGGGCGUACCAGCUCCAGGGCCUGGCAAGGAUGGCGAGCGGUCUGCCGACUGGGGCCACAUCGAUAUGAUCUGGAGAUCUUGGGACGCGCAUGGUGAGGAGAACACAGAUCCUUCACCCAUGAAGCUACUCGACCACCCCAUCGCACAACAGAUGUGGUGGAUUCCCAAGACACGUUAUGGAGGUACGCCCUUCGAGGUCGACUUCGGCUGGGAUCAGCGCGGUCUCCUGCUCGGCGACGGCGGCUACAAGUACGAGAACAACGAGUGGAUGGACUGGCUCAUCAUGAUCUGGGACUACGAAUCAGACAACAAAUUCUGGUCCAACCGCGGCAAAUUCCCAUUGUUUUGCAGGAAUCAUGUCGGUACGGGCUUCGGCUUCAACGUCACGAACGUCGGAGACCUGUUCAACGCUACUAGCAUCACCAUGAAAGACAUGCCCACCAACCUCACUGGCAUCGAUCUGAGCGGCCUUCCGAAACACGUGCUGUCCCCGGUGGACGCGAUGUCGAAGAUGAGAGAAGGCUGGGCCAUCGUCAAUGGGAAGUGGUCGUGUGGCGAGUACCCCAAGUGCGACGUGGGAGACUGGACUAGCGGUAACCCGAAGGACCACCCACGCCGCGAUAUGGAUUGCUACUGGUACUGCGACUGGGAGUGUGAUAAGCCGUCUUUGAAGGAUAGGCCUGCAUGUGGACACUCCUUGGAUUGUUUGUACGAGUUCCAGGAUGAUGGAGAAUGCGACGACUGGUAG
Molecule: messenger RNA, 3282 nt
Organism: Fulvia fulva
Lineage: Eukaryota; Fungi; Ascomycota; Dothideomycetes; Mycosphaerellales; Mycosphaerellaceae
Exons: 8
Coding region: 1-3282 (1093 amino acids)
Source: RefSeq, a predicted model, not a curated record